AUGAUAAGCAUCUAUUUCAACAAAACUGGCUAUCAUUCAAACGAAGACACAGGGAACCAGUUAUUGAGUGAAGAUAUUCGCGCUGUUAUCGAAAUCGUCAACUACGUUUUCAUCUGCACCAUUUUCUCGCUCUUCGGCAUCGUCUCCAACAACAUCAACAUCGUCGUCUUCUACAAGCAGGGCCUCAACAGCAGCAUCAACAUCAGCUUCCUAGCUCUGGCUGUCUCCGACCUCUGCAGUCUUGUCACGCUACUCUGGUUCAACAUCCGCGCCAACCCGUACAUCGUCAACUCAGAUCUCCCCAUCGUGGCGUCUGAGUUCGUACACCUGACAGGUGGGUUCCCUCACGCCUGUUUUGCCCGUAUCACCUGUCUGAUCACCACCUACGUCACCGCUGAACGCUGUUUGUGUAUCACCUUACCAUUGACCGUCAAGCGACUCAUCACUCCCAGACGAACGACCGUCAUCAUCUUCUUCAUCUACGCUCUCCCCUUGACCUCACUAGCUCCAGAGUACCUCUCUAUGUACAUAGACUGGAAGUUCUACCCGGAUAAAAACAUAUCCCUGCUUGGUCUCGUCCCCACCACAAACUACGACAAACUCUCCGGACUAACCUUCCUUCUCUACGCCGCGUACAUACUCGUAUCGUUCUCCGCUUUAAUUAUUUUCACGAUUACUUUAAUCAUUACUUUAAGAAGAAAAACAAAAUGGAGAAAAGUAUCGAUACACGAAAUUAAACAGUCCGAUACUCUAUCAACCCGAGACCAAAAAACCGUCACCAUGGUGAUCGUUAUAGCCAUCGUCCUUCUCGUCUGCUACACGCCCUCUGUCGUCAUCAACAUAGCCGUCUACACCGCCCCAGGUUUUAACGUCGUGGGCAAGUACUCCAACAUUUUCUUCGUUACCUGGUCCUUUGGGUUCGCCAUGGACGCCUUCAACUCCAGUGUGAGCAUGGUGCUCUACUACAAGAUGAGUUCUAAAUAUAGAACAACUUUACAUGAGCUGUUUGCCGGGUGCAAGCCAAACAACGGAAAGCAAGUAGCUUGA
This is a messenger RNA of Physella acuta, 1047 nucleotides long. RefSeq names its product B1 bradykinin receptor-like. Lineage: Eukaryota; Metazoa; Mollusca; Gastropoda; Physidae. Gene Ontology annotation, molecular function: G protein-coupled receptor activity. Gene Ontology annotation, biological process: G protein-coupled receptor signaling pathway. The record is from RefSeq and is a predicted model, not a curated record. Gene Ontology annotation, cellular component: membrane.